UGACGAAAGCGGAAGUACUGAGGCUAGAGGCCGGACGAGAGCCCGGAGGGGCUCAGGGUUGCGGAAGUUUUGUGACGGUUUGGGGGGGCCGCUGGAUUUUGGAGCGCAGUGUUGUUUUGGAAGAAGUUCCGGAAAGGAGGCCGCCGCUUGAGGUCCAAGAGCCGCCGGCCUGCGCACGUUUGGGGCAGCUCCGGGCUCGACUCGACGUUGCCACUGUAGGUUUCCUCUGCCCCCGUUCCUCCUCGAGGAACCGCCUCGUAUCUCCGCCAUGGCAUCCACCUCGAGCAACCUCCAGAAAGCGAUAGAUCUUGCUAGCAAAGCAGCCCAGGAAGACAAAGCUGGGAACUACGAGGAAGCCCUUCAACUCUACCAACACGCUGUACAGUAUUUUCUCCAUGUAGUUAAAUAUGAAGCACAGGGUGAUAAAGCCAAGCAAAGUAUCAGGGCAAAGUGUACAGAGUAUCUUGAUAGAGCAGAAAAACUGAAGGAGUACCUGAAGAAGAAGGAGAAAAAACCACAGAAGCCAGUGAAAGAGGGACAGCCAAGUCCAGCUGAUGAGAAGGGGAAUGACAGUGAUGGGGAAGGAGAAUCUGAUGAUCCUGAAAAAAAGAAACUACAGAGUCAACUUCAAGGCGCCAUUGUUAUAGAGCGACCAAAUGUGAAAUGGAGCGAUGUUGCCGGUCUCGAAGGAGCCAAAGAAGCACUGAAAGAGGCUGUGAUAUUGCCUAUUAAAUUUCCUCAUCUCUUUACGGGCAAGAGAACACCUUGGAGGGGAAUCCUGUUAUUUGGGCCACCUGGAACAGGAAAAUCCUAUUUGGCCAAAGCUGUAGCAACAGAAGCAAACAACUCAACAUUUUUCUCAAUAUCUUCCUCUGACCUUGUUUCUAAGUGGCUAGGUGAAAGUGAAAAGCAAGUUAAGUACUUAUUCCAACUUGCCAGAGAGAGUAAACCUUCCAUUAUCUUCAUUGAUGAAAUUGAUUCUCUGUGUGGUUCAAGAAGUGAAAAUGAAAGUGAAGCUGCACGUAGAAUUAAGACAGAGUUCCUAGUUCAAAUGCAAGGGGUUGGUGUGGACAAUGAUGGAAUUUUGGUUCUGGGAGCUACAAAUAUACCCUGGGUUCUGGAUUCUGCCAUUAGGCGAAGAUUUGAGAAACGAAUUUAUAUUCCUUUGCCUGAGGCCCAUGCCCGAGCAGCAAUGUUUAAACUGCACUUGGGGACCACUCAGAACAGUCUAACAGAAGCAGAUGUCCGGGAACUUGGGAAGAAAACUGAAGGCUAUUCAGGGGCAGACAUAAGUGUCAUUGUACGCGAUGCACUUAUGCAGCCAGUUAGGAAAGUACAGUCAGCUACUCAUUUUAAAAAGGUUUGCGGACCUUCACAAGCUGAUCCUAACAACAUAGUAGAUGAUCUGCUAACGCCCUGUUCUCCAGGUGAUCCUGGUGCCAUUGAGAUGACGUGGAUGGAUGUCCCUGGGGAUAAACUUUUGGAGCCAGUUGUUAGCAUGUCGGAUAUGUUACGGUCACUAUCUAGCACAAAGCCCACAGUCAAUGAGCACGACUUGUUGAAAUUAAAGAAGUUUACAGAAGAUUUUGGCCAAGAAGGCUAGACCAAAGACAACAAGGAAGACGUUUACCACGUGUGUUCUAUCUUUCAUAGGUAUUUUUGCCUUUCUAGGAUGGCAGUCAGAUUAUUUCCGGUAAAACUCUUUUACUGCAGGAAAAUAGAGAUCUCACUUCAGCAUUCAUUUAAGUUUUAUAUGUACUUUUGCUCCAUUACCAAUUAAAUCCUCCUGUUAACAAAAAUUAUAAAAUAAUGGGUUAUAAGCAAAUGAGUGACAUAAAUAGCAAAAACAUAGAAAUUACCUAGUAAAAAGAAGAUUAAAAUUGAUUGAGAUACAAAUAUUUUAAAUUGUUAUAAAUAGUGGUCUUUGCAAAGAGCAUUCAUUUUUUUUUUUUAACUAAAAUGAAGUGGGGCUUAUUUCAUAUUUUGAAAAAAAACUUAAGCAUCAUUCUUGUCAAUGUAAAAUUUAUUUACUUUAUUACAAAAAUUAAAAAUGAUUUACUCUCAGGGAUGGGCAGUAAAACAGCAAAGAGCACUGAUUGGGUUUGAAAGGUUUUGAAUUGUGUUCUAGCCAAGGCUUUUACUGGUUUUUUGAUAGGUUGACUUUUUUCUCCAUGUAGAUUUAAAUAAUUUCUGUAAAAGCAGCAAGCUUUUUUAUAUUUAACUAAGUAAUACCUUUUACUGUGCAAUCUCAAGAGAAAGACUCUCUAAAUUAGGCAUUGUCUCUACCUUGAAGAAGAAAAUUGUCUAUUUCAGUGUCUUUUUGUAGCAAGAUUGACCAAAACAGGGGGUUAAUAAAUGUGUACCUUUUAAAUAAUUCUGCCAUGGAAUACUGUAAUGGGAACCUUUGCUAAAAGGAACAGCCUCCCUUUGGAUUAUGGGAAGUUUCUUGUGUGUGAUGGGGGCGGUGUGUGUGUACAUAUAUAUAAAUUUUUUUUAAUAUAGGUUAGCUAGAGUCUUGUCUUUUACCUUUUAAGUUCAGGGAACAGCUCGUCCUGGCCACACGUAUGUUAUCAGUGUAAUGUUUCAUGAAGCUUUAGAAAUGAGCUGAUGUCUCCUUAAAUAAUAAAAUACAAACAUGAUAUUGUAUUAUUUUAAUAUCUUCAAAUAAAUAAUCUGAGGGUGUGUGUUACAUACUUGAGCACCAACACUAAGUUGUGCCUUGUACAUUUGCAUUGGCUCUACAUGCAAAGGGUUAUUAAGUCAGCUAGAAUGAGGUAGAUUCCUUAAUUUACUGUAAAGUUCUGCCUUGAAAAUGCUAUAGGAUAACUUGCAUUUUAAAGUAUAUUUGCACAUUUUACAUAUUGUGCUAUAUGGUUGCCUUUGGGUUUUCUGUACAGGUUGUUUUCGUUGAUAUUAAAUGGAAGUCGUAGGCCUGAAAUAUGCUGUUCUUACGUGAAGUAAAUUGAUACAACCUAC
Orcinus orca (killer whale) is the source of this 2976-nucleotide messenger RNA. It is a transcript of the gene VPS4B, whose product is annotated as vacuolar protein sorting 4 homolog B. The transcript has 11 exons. Gene Ontology annotation, biological process: endosomal transport; vacuole organization. Lineage: Eukaryota; Metazoa; Chordata; Mammalia; Artiodactyla; Delphinidae. Gene Ontology annotation, molecular function: ATP binding; ATP hydrolysis activity. Bases 269 to 1603 code for a protein of 444 amino acids. The record is from RefSeq and is a predicted model, not a curated record.